Molecule: messenger RNA, 2176 nt
Organism: Plutella xylostella (diamondback moth)
Lineage: Eukaryota; Metazoa; Arthropoda; Insecta; Lepidoptera; Plutellidae
Source: RefSeq, a predicted model, not a curated record
AGUUAUGACCAUUUUAUCACUUGCCCUGAUCUUUGGCCUGUACAUAAUGUCUGAUACAUAAUGUCGACGGAACAAACUGCAAGAUUAAAUUACUUAUAGUUGUUCUUGAGAGUUUGUCGUGUUAACAUGAGAAUCCUGUUAAUUUGCUUUUUCAUUAAUGGAGUCUUCGGUCAAUCCAAAUUUGGUUCAUCGUAUUUGAAGAACUCCAAAUUGUGCCAACCAUGGUCGUGCAUAAACUCGCUCCUGGGCUUCGAUGACGCAUUACCCCCACAAUCCUCAUACACAGCGGCGAUCCAGUCGCAUGUACCGUCAGCAUGGCACGGAGCCGUGGAAACUGCCGUGACCGUGUGCUUCUCUGCCGACCGUCCCCGGGUCUACACCGGGACGUGUCCCGGGCAGGAGUUGCUGCACUGUGUUGUUGACAAUCUCAUCAGUCACUGCCCUGAACAAGGUCUGAGAAAGAAUGAUGCCUGCGCCCCACUGUCUUCUUUGGCUGGCUUCAAAUAUAUGUUUUCACAAAGUCGGUACGAAGAACUUGAAAGAUGGCUGCCGUUGGAGAAACGUCCUGUAUGGUUCUUGAAGAAUUACUUCAGCACGAAAUGCUGCGACGUUCCUCCCCUGUUCGACUCUACAGUCCUGAAGAGGUGCGGGUUCAACAAAGUCAUACACUACUACUCACACGAACCGAAAACCAAUGAACCAGAGUUCAUUCCAUACACACCAAAAACUCCUGAAGUUAAAGUUAAAGAAAACAGAGAACCUACUGUUAUUACUAUCUUCUUCCAGGACCCUUUAGACUGCUGCGAUAUGUUGGAGUUUAUAAAACCUGCAAUCAGACACAAGUGUUCGUUCAAAACGACAUGGAGUAAGGAGAAGAGACUCAGACUAGAAGAUAUUGGACAGGUGGUGUCCACUACUACAGAAACACCCAAGAUCAAGUACCAUGAUGUCAAAGUGGUUCCACUUUCUUGCGAAAAAGAAUCCUGCGUGUUCCAACAACUAGAAGUACUGGCAUCCAACGGCAGUUUCAACUCAGAAGCUUUCGUGAAGUUACUGGACAAUUUCACCAACAACUACCCUGAAUGGAGUAAAGCCAAGGCACGAGUGUUCACCAAGUGUUUGUCGAAGCCUCUAGACGGAUAUGAGUACGAUUGUCUGAUUAAUCGAGUCUUGGCGUGCACGUUUGAUGUUUUGAGUGAGAAUUGUCCUCAUAACAAGGAACAGGCGAAUCCAUGCAAGCACGCUCAUUCUAUCAAGAACGAUACAAUUUGUCAAAUCAGUUCUUCUAAACUAUCUAACCGCCGCCGUUUCUGCGACUUCCCUCCGCUAGUGCCUCACACCGCGCUAGCUAGUUGCGCCGCGCCCUCUGUGCAUAGAGUGGAGAUUGUACCUUACGUGCAACACAAGAAGGUGCACUUUAGUGGGCCGUCUUUUUGCAAAGACACGACCCCAUCAACCCACUGUCUCCUAACCGAGCUCGGCGUUCUAAACCGGUACCAAUUCCUCGACUACUUCAAGAUGAAGCAUCUCAUUACUCAGUUCACGGCGGUACCGCAGUGGAGCGCGUUCAAUGCGUGGUAUGUGGGCAGUCUGAUGGGAGCGCCGAUGUAUAGCGAGCAUUGUGCGUCGCAGAGGAAGCUGCUCAAUGUUGUCGAUUCGGUUUUGGUGACUUGUCCCAUGCAGCGGAGAGUUAAUUCGGAGCAAUGCAACAAGUUGUUUUCUGAAAUAACGACGGAACCAAUGAAUCCAGAAAGUAUAUUCCACCCUACAAACUUAGGGUCACCAUACAAGAACCAAAUAACAUCGGACAUAAAAGACAGUGAAAUUGGACACGGUAAGGGAGGACAAAAACGAGAGAUUUAUCCUAAAAAAGAUGGCUUGAUAUUUGACCAUCCCUUGUUCAGAGAAAGAAAUGUGCCACCAACAAAAAUAAUUCCUAUUAAACCAACAACUACAUAUGUACCUCUGGUAUUAACUCCAGUUUAUAUGAGAAGUACUACUAAUGCACCUCUACCAAUAUCGUUUUAUAAUCCAAUGUUGAGAUCAGAUGGUAAAUACAGGGAUGAUAAGGACCCGUUUUUCUUGCACAAUAAAAUCGCCAACGCUCAUAAUAAUGACAACGAUCAGUAUAUCAAAGAUAUUGUGCUGCCUUAAGUUAGUGUUGCCAUGUGAAUAU